GUCAGACUCGCAGCCAGAGCCGAUUGUGACACACACACAGAGGCGCUGCUGGAAGCAGGAACAGAAGCAGCAAGCAGGAGGAGCUGCAACUCUGGAAGUUGGCAGUUUCCCGGGACUCCCGGGCUGAGCGUACGCGCCGUGUGUGUCUGAGGAAGAGAGAAAGAGUGACGGGAAAGGGAAAGAUUGCAAAGCUUCAAAGGAGGCGAGCCUGUGUCUUAACGCGGCCAGCGGAGGACUUGGAUCAUGGAGAGCCCCAAAGUGGAAUCCAUUUAGCCAAGAGGAGGAGGAGGAGGAGACGGCGUCGGGCAGGGAGAGAAGAGCCGAGAGUCUGGAGCCAUGGCUCGGCUGGGCUCGCGGGCCGUCCAACUUGGCCCGCCGCGGUUCCCUUGAGCGUUUCUAUGGGGGAUCCCCCGCUGGGCGGGAGUAGCCGCGGGCCCCAGCAGCUCCAAGCCCCCAGCGCAGGCGCGCCCUGAUGGAGCCGGAGGGAAGGAAGAUCUCGGUGUGGAUCUGCCAGGAGGAGAAGCUGAUCUCGGGGCUUUCCAAGCGCACCACUUGCUCGGAUGUGGUGCGGGUGCUACUGGAGGACAGCAAGCAGAGCCGACGACGGAGGCAGCAGCAGCAGCAGCUGGCGUCGCUGCCGGAGUGCGGCGGGGGGAUGCUGUCGGGGGUCCCGCAGUCUUACUGCAUCGUGGAGAAGUGGCGCGGCUUCGAGCGGAUCCUGCCCAACAAGACCAAGAUCCUGCGGCUCUGGGCCGCCUGGGGGGACGAGCAGGAGAACGUGCGCUUCGUGCUGGUGCGCAGCGAGGCGUCGCUGCCCAACACGGGCCCGCGCAGCGCCGAGGCCCGCGUGGUGCCCAGCAAGGAGAGCCCCUGCCAGCAUGGCUUGGCCACGGCGGCGGCGCGGGCCAGCCUGGCGCUGACCCAGGAGCGGCAGCGGCGCGUGGUGCGCAAGGCCUUCCGCAAGCUGGCCAAGAUCAACAAGCGCAAGGGGCAGCCGUCGGGGCAGCCCGACGAGCCGCCGGCCAAGGAGGCGCCGGCCGCCGAGAGGAUGGAGACGCUGGUGCACCUCGUGCUGUCGCAGGACCACACCAUCCGCCAGCAGGUGAAGCGCCUCCGCGAGCUGGAUCGCGAGAUCGACCGCUUCGAGGCCAAGAUCCACUUCGACCGCAUGAAGCGCCACGGCGUCAAUUACGUGCAGGACACUUACCUGGUGGGCGGCGGCGGCGGCGACACGGAGGUCCCCGAGGGCGGGGAGGAAAAGGAAGGGGAAGCGCAGGGGGGACUGGAGGCGGCGACCCUCGACGGCGACCUGGAGGAGUACGCGCGGAAGUGCGAGGAGGUGGCGCUGCUGCAGGAACAGUGGCGCCGCCAGGAGGAUCUGCUGGAGCACUUGGCCGGCGAGAUCCAGGAGGAGCUGAACGAGCGCUGGAUGAAGCGGCGGCGGGAGGAGCUGGCGGCCGCCAAGGGCUCCAGCGCCAGCCUCUCCGAGACGGACUGCAACACCACCGAGCUGGUGGGCGGCGGCGGGGAGCUGCACGUCGAGCAGGAGCGCGUCAAGACGCAGCUGAGCACCAGCCUCUACAUCGGGCUGCGCCUCAGCACCGACCUGGAGGCCGUCAAGGCCGACCUGGACUCGACGCAGCGCGCCUGGGCCGACAAGGAGAGCGAGCUGCAGCGCCUCCUCGACACCAUCCGCUCCCUCGACGUCCAGGAGGAGGCGGGCGGCCAGCUGGAGCAGGAGGCGGCCCCGUCUCUCCAGCUCCCCGUCGAGGACGACGACGGCGGGGGCCAGCUUCCCCCCGACCCGGCCCCGAUCACCGCGGAGGUGUGGGGGGAGCAGGCUGCGCGCGGCUUGCGCAAAGACUGCGACGACAACGACGAGGAUUCCGACACGGGCUUGAGCUCCAUGCACAGCCAGGACUCGGACUCGCUGCCCGUUUGCGAAUCCCUGGUAUAGCGGCGGCCUCCCCACUCCCCCCACAUGUCAUCUCAGGGACCGCAGAGUUGGGCUUUCCCUCGGGUUUUUACUAUUAUUAUUAUUGUUUGUUUGUUUUGUCUUUUGCAAGAUGCUCAGACGGGGAGUUCCUGGAUCUCUCCGCUCACCCCGCCCCCAACAAAGAUCUAUUUUUCAAAACGACUCAACGAGGCACAUGCUUUCAUUCUGAUAAAAUAUAAUAAUAAAAUUCAUGUUUGUAGUUAAUUUGUGGUCACCGGGAAUCAUAACAUAGAUUUGUGCACCUAAAAACAUCGGCUUCUCUUUUUUUCUGAAUUAAAAAGGAUCUCACCCUAUAGGUAUUGGUUUUUCAAACAAAAAGUUCGAAGGAAAGACAUCAGCUGCGUUUUGAUGCCCACUAACUGCAGAGGAUGUGCUGGGUUCUCUGAAGGAAUGGGGAAAGGGAGAUUAUAUUGUAUCAUAGCCGUUUGAUUGCAUCUUAAUUGUGGCUUUGACAUUGAAACGUGUUAAAGCGAGUCCCUGGCAGGCAGAUUUCAGGCUGACUCCUUCCUACUUUUAUCUUUUAAAGAAGAAGCAAGAGAGGGGUAUUUGCAUUUCAUUUAAUAUUGGAAUAACCUGUUUCCUUCAGAUUCAUACCUUUUUAUUUCACAUCAAAGAUUGUUGAAUAGGAAGUUCUACUCCUUCAGUUCUGCAAUGUAAACAUGGGACAGUGUGCAUUUCUUUAUAGAAUUCAUUUGAUUUAUGUUUUCCAGUUGAAACAGAACACUUAGCACCUUGAUCUUUUUUUCCUCUCUUCAAAGGCAGCUGUGUAACUUGCCAUGAAAUAAUUAGUUUGCUCCUUUGAUGAUUAAUAAUAAUAAGGAUGGACACAGCAGCAACACUGGGUGAUUAAUAACUCACAAGUAUGUAUUCUGUAGAGUGUUUUGGAAUAGAUUCCAGUUGAUGUCCUGAUGCCCUUAACAGCAAUUGAUAUCAUUUGCAUGUGUACAUGGGGUCAUGCGGGUGUGGGGGUGGGUAAUUUAAAUGCUAAUAAUGAACCACUGAAGGCAAACGAAACUAAACCACACCACAAAAAAAUGUAGCAUCUGUUUCUCUCAGAAAUGGAUGAUGGAUGCAGAAGACCUAACAUAAUUUGUUCAAAACCAACAGAAGACUUUUGGAAACACCAAUAUGUCUAGCAAGCCCAUUUCCCCAUAAGCAACCCCCAAACAAUAGCAGAAUAAUUGUAUAUUUUAAAUAAAAUUGACUUAAAUUAGGUCUUAGCCUAAGCCAAAGUAAUCCAUCAGUGCUGAUUAAGUCAAUGCUGCAUAAGAACCUUCCCAUCACACAUGCCAGUGCCUUAAUUGAGCUAUUGCCCUGCUGCCUUGAAUAACAUUUCAGUAACAAUGGAACAAUAUCUUGCUACUCCUUCUGUAAUAUCCACAACUGAGCAAUGCUACUUCACAUUUAUUUCAUCCUUUAAAACACCCUUCAUCCUCUUUCAAUUUCAAGGCACUUAUAUCGUAAAUGCAAAUCAACCACAAUGAAAUUAAUCUUUAAAAAACAUUCAGCACCCUCCCCCCAUCAAGACUAAGCCUUAACCAGUUAAAAUGCCCAGGAGAGCUUAAAUGUUUUAGCCAAAAAGAAUAGAGAUUGCAGUGUAAAUGCGAGGUGCACCUCUUUUGGGAUGAUGUUCCAUAUCAUGGUGCCAUAUCUUUAAAAAAAAAAAAAGCCCUCUUAUAUGUAACCGAACAGUAUAACUCUGAAAAAGAUGGUACUCGGAGAAGAGUCUUAGUAGAAGAUCUGAAAGCCCUGGCAGGUUCCUAAAGAAAAAGACUCUACCUCAGAUAUUUGGACCCCCUAACCAUUUCAGGCUUUAAAGGUAAGUACCAACACUCUGAAUUGGACCGAAAUGUAACUUGUCCUUUAAGACAGUCAGCUGCUCUUCAGUACCAAUCGAAAUUUCUGAGUCAUCUUCUGGGGCAGCCCCAUUUAUAAUGCAUUAUGGUUGUCCAACUGGGUAAACCAGUUAGGGAUGUACUCUUGGUUUAAGAGUCUGAAAAGGGGGAAUGGAAACCCUUCAAAUAAUUUUUCAAAGUUUCAGAAUUGGGGAACCAACGGUGCCAAUUCCAUUGGUGUCAAAGGAUGUUUUCCACCUGUGGCGAAGUGCAGCUUGCUUGGGAGUGACUGGUUGGGAACAGGGAGGAGAAGGAAAGAGCAGACCUGAUUGGGCCUCUGUGGUUGCUAUUUAAAACCAGAUACCCUUUGCAGACUGGCACUAUUGGGAAGUCAUGGCAUGCAGGUGCAAAGUUGCUAACCUCACUGUUGGCCUCACAGACUGUGACCAUGACCCAAAGACCAACUUCAGGCAUGCAUGCCCAUCAACUUUGCCCUCUUCUAACCCUAUUAUAUGCAGCAUUUGGAAUUCCACACAGUUUCAAAAGACCUUUGAGUAGCUACUUUUUGAUAAAUGUAAGUUCAAAGCACCUUUGGUCCUAUGGAGCCAGGUCGACGUCCAGUAAGUGUCUUGUCACAUUUGUGCAACCGUGUUCCACCUACCAAUUUUGCAACAAAUGUGCUGUCUGGAAAGUAAAUGAGAUAUCCCUGAGAUUGGAAACCUUCAAGUAUUCCUUUCUCAAUAUCAUUAACAUUACAUGGAGGAAGAUAUUGGGACAAGCCUUUCUCCUCUCAUCCCUGCCGUCACCCCACUGUUGCCAGUGGCAGACCUGGGUAGUAUGGCACCCUAUGUGAGACCAAAAUUUGGCGCACCCCCCCCCCCCAGCCCUUACACUGCCUUCCAAAAGGCCAGUAAGGAGGCAUCAGCUUUGAAAAGGAGGUGUGAGGGCUCUAGCAGGGUCAUAGAGCCCUCCUACCUCCUUUUCAAAGCUUUGAAAGCGCUAACUGGGUUUUAGGAAGGAGGACUUUAGGACCCUGUCAGAGCCUCACACUUCCUUCCCAAAGCCCAGCAUCUUUGAGACAACGCCCCCUUGGCUCAGCCCCCAGUGCAUGUGCACCACUCUCACAGUCCUAAAUCUCUCCCUGCCAUGGCCCUCCACAAGUUGAGGAGGACUGCAGCUGGGGUCUGCUCCAAACCAGUAAGGUAGGCUGCACACUGCAGACAACCAGUGGAGAGCAAUGGAGGGGGUGGGAGUGACCACGCCCCCACUUUGUCUUGCAUGGAGUGUUAACUUUCUUGGAGGAAGGAACAGCCAAAGAAGUGUUUGGUGCUCCCUCAAACGAAUAUUAGUAGGUGGGAGCUAUAAGGUGGCGGGGAAGUGUGUUCAUUAUUUAGCUCAAACAAAUAUGGGCCAAAAAAGGGAGAAAGAAACAUGGCUUGCAGUGUCUUUUUGACAUUUAGUUCAAAACAGGAGCACAGACCAGAAGCAAUUAAUAUGGUGACCAUUAGAAGGAGCAUAUCUGUCAGUUGUAGCUCCUCUCGGUUUCUUAUUUUCCACCCUUUAAUUCUAGUUAUCCACAUUUCAGCAUCCAUUUGCAUAAAAGCUCAUCAGCAUCUUAAUGUGAAUAUCUCCUUAUAUGCAUUUUAUAUCCAAUUUUGCCUGAUAUAUACAUAUUUGCAAAGCAAAAUAUUCCCUUAAUAUAAUGUAUUUUUGAAUGCUAUUUUCACACACACAUGCGUUUUUAUGCACACUUUACCCUAGUUGUAAACUGCUUUGAGGUUUUUUUUUUACAAUCAAGUGAUGUAUAAUUUUUAUG
This is a messenger RNA of Podarcis lilfordi (Lilford's wall lizard), 5647 nucleotides long. NCBI's taxonomy places the organism in Eukaryota, Metazoa, Chordata, Lepidosauria, Squamata, Lacertidae. The record is from the annotation of a GenBank genome assembly.